UUGAGAGAGCGAACGCAGGAGAGGACGCAGAUUCACAGAGAGAGAGGGUGAAAGAAAAUAAGUUGAGAAAAGACGGCCGAUUGAGUGAGCGAGAAAGCAGGAUCGGUAGAGAGCGCUUCACAAGAGAGACAGAGAGGAAGACUGAGGACACAGGAGAAGUAAAGAGAGGUGGUGUUUAUAGUGCAGCGUUGUAGUGCUGGUCUGCUCGGCUAUCUGUCUCCAUCUGGGUGCCAUCUGUGUCCCUGGCUCUGGCCUUCAACCACACUGGAGCUCACAUAUGUGGGAAUGCAAACACAUGCCUGACAUAUGAAGGCGUGGAGUCACAGAAAGAGACAAAAAGGAAAGGAUAAGAAAGCAGAGACCGUACCGCUGCAGCUGACUUUUUUCUCAAAAUACUGAAGAGUGGACUCUACUAGAGUGGAGACAGUAGAGAGAAGAAGACCCCUGCCAUGCCCGGUUCUCCUGUGGAUGCUAAGACUCAUUCCAGAUCAGCCCCCAGCAGCAGCUCCACUAUGCCUCCCCUGCCUUCUGUCAACCCCAGCGGCCCUCGCCCGGCCUCCUUCUCCACCACAGCAUUAACAAAUGGGAAUCAUCAUUCCCCACCGACCCUGAACGCAGUGCCCUCACCACCGCAGCGCUACAGCAACGGACCUUCUUCUUCCUCUUCCUCAUCGCUGGCAAACCAGCAGCUGCCAGCCACCUGUGGGGCUCGCCAGCUGAGCAAGCUGAAACGCUUCCUGACCACGUUGCAGCAGUUUGGGAAUGACAUCUCCCCAGAGAUUGGAGACAGCGUCCGAAGUCUGGUUCUCGCGCUUGUGAAUUCAACAGUCACCAUUGAGGAGUUUCAUUCACGGCUUCAGGAGGCGACUAACUUCCCCUUACGACCCUUUGUUAUUCCUUUCCUGAAGGCAAACCUUCCCCUUCUGCAGAGAGAGCUCCUCCACUGUGCACGGGCAGCCAAGCAGACCCCAGCCCAGUACCUGUCCCAGCAUGAACACCUCCUGCUCAGCACCACCAUGGCAUCCUCUCCAGACUCCUCUGAGCUGCUGAUGGAGCCUCCUGAAGUUGGUACCAAAAGACAUAGCCCCAGCAGAGGGAAAGAGAACGGGUUCCACGAACGUCCGCCAGUGGCCUUGGAGCCUGCAGCCAAACGAAUCUGCACCAUCAGCCCUGCUCCCCGACACAGCCCCGCACACCCGCUACCCCUCAGCAGCCAGCUUCACCCAACUCCUCCACCUCUGCAGCACUACGCGCUGGAUGACAUCGCAGCACCACACAUCCUACACCGCGAGCACAGCCAACGCAUGUUGGAGAUCCGAGAGCUCAAAGAUAGGCCCAGACUUCCUGGCACUAACGGGGGCUACCGAGAGGAGCCAGUGGACCACAGGCUGACAGACCGAGAGUGGGCUGAUGAAUGGAGGCAUCUGGACCAUGUGUUAAACUGCAUCGUUGAUAUGGUGGAGAAGACGCGGCGGUCAGUGAGCGUGCUCAGACGAUGCCAGGAGUCAGACCGCGAGGAGCUCAACUACUGGAGAAGGCGUUCAAGUGAGCAGGAGGACCCACGCAAAGGAGGCUCGGGCUCAGCUCCCUUCUCCAAAACACACAGUCCUCACUCUUCAGAGGCCGACUCCCAGCGCGAUUUUGCUCAACGGCCAGGCUCAGCAUACGUUACAGAUGAGAUCUGGAGGAAAGCUGAAGAGGCGGUGAAUGAGGUGAAGCGUCAGGCCAUGGAUGAGGUCCAGAAAGCGGUGGCAGAGGCAGAACAGAAGGCUUUUGAGAUGAUCUCAACUGAGAGGGCUAAGAUGGAGAAGACCGUGGCUGAUGCAAAGAGGAAGGCUCAGGAGGAUGCAAUUUCGGUCAUCAAUGAACAGGAGGACUCCAGUGAGUGUUGCUGGAAUUGUGGCCGCAAAGCUAGUGAGACGUGCAGCGGCUGCAACGCCGCGCGCUACUGCGGUUCCUUCUGCCAGCACAAAGACUGGGAGAGACAUCACCUCAUCUGUAGCCCAGGACUUCAGGCACAACCCAAACCUGCCAGCAGGACAGCGACUGCAGCAACAGCGGCAGCAGCAGCAGCCGGGGUGUCUCCUAUCGGUCUGGCCGGGGUCAAGGCCCCUGACAGCGUGCCCUCAAUCUCCAGCCCUUGUGGAGAGAAGGCAUCUGUCGCCUCCCGCUCCUCUACUCCCUCCACCCCGGCAUCGGCUCCUGAGACCAACGGACAUUAGGAAGGUGAAGGACAUCAGUGGUGGGCGUGCUGCCUAUCCUUGUGCUUAAAAAGGGAAGAACUGAAUCAGCAGAAGGAGGGAACAAUUUGUGGGUUAAGUUAGGAUAACAGAUUUUUCAUCAUACUCCUUGGCAGAGAAAAAAGGACAGAUUAUGGAUGACUGUCUGAGUGAUAUGUCAACUGGGACUCUGGCUUUGGCACAGAACAGAAGGACUCGUCUCGAAUGCAUCCAUUGGAUGAACAGAUCUCCCUAACAGAUGGAAACGUGUUUGUCUUCGUCCAAAAAAAACCUCAAUCUUGGAUCCGCUAGGGGCGGGAAAAAAAACUGACGAUUGAUCUGAGUUUAUCUCUGGCUGCAGGGAGAGAAGUUAUGAAAGGAAGAAAGGAGAUUAAAAAAGUGAGAUAUACAAUGCUAUAUUCUCCCUUUGUUGUGUAAAAAAGCUAAGAGAGGGAGGUGGUAAAUGUGUAAACAGUGUAACAGUACCAACCACAAAGCUUCUGUUUUCACCAAAUCUGACACUAGACUUCACGAGAGUCGACUCUGCAGCUCUUCUGUACCCAUAAAUAUUUGCUUGCCAACUUCUUGUCAGGUUUUCAUAUGUGUGAAUGUCAAAUGGUCGUGACGUCAGUGAAUAUUGUACAGCAUAUUUUGUCAAAGCAAUACUAAAGCGAAGUGUUCAGGUACUUUAAGACAUUUCUGCAUCACCAAAGUUUUCAGUGGCUCAAAGAGAGAGUUGUUGUCUGUAACUGUCCUCGUGAAGAAGAGAUGAUUAUACACUAACCCAACACCCUAUCUACUUUUAUAAUGAGCUUAAAUCUUGUCACUGUUUUCUGUAUCUGAUUGUAAAAUCUUUUUUUUAAAGAGCAGAAAGAGAGGUGAUGGUGUUUGGAUCAAGUAAGCGCAGGAAGAUGCAGUUGAGACUUUAUUCUAGUUGCAGUUUAAUUUUUGGCACUUGUUCACGUCACCAGGUGUGGAUGGCAGGGUCAGAGGUCGCUCCAAAGCUGCAGCCAUUGCAGUGUUUGCACCAGCAGGAAAAGGUGGAAGAAUCUGGUGCAUUCGUUACUUUGGUGCAGAUUUUGAGCAACGACUCGGUCCCACGGAGAAUCUCAGGAGCUAAACUGUAUUUGUUUGUACAGAUCAUUCUUUUCUUUCAUUCUUCUAUCACAGUUAGGUUUAAGUCAAAUGUUUAGUGAGGAACUUUGAUUUAUUGUACUCUGCUGUUUCAACUGAGACUUUGUUCUUUGUUUUGUUUGUUGCAAGAUGACUUUGUAAAGAAUAUUAUGAGAGGAUGCCUUUAUUUUGUGAGCCACAAGUUUCUUUGUUCUGCUAACACGUCCUUUUGUUAUGAGGCAUAACUGCAUAUGACAAAAAGGUAUCUUGACAUGAAGUAUGAAAUAAAGAAAUAGAAUUACUUCA
Notolabrus celidotus (New Zealand spotty) is the source of this 3638-nucleotide messenger RNA. RefSeq names its product CBFA2/RUNX1 partner transcriptional co-repressor 2 (gene cbfa2t2). Gene Ontology annotation, cellular component: nucleus. Gene Ontology annotation, molecular function: transcription corepressor activity. The transcript has 11 exons. NCBI's taxonomy places the organism in Eukaryota, Metazoa, Chordata, Actinopteri, Labriformes, Labridae. Bases 450 to 2222 code for a protein of 590 amino acids. The record is from RefSeq and is a predicted model, not a curated record. Gene Ontology annotation, biological process: negative regulation of DNA-templated transcription; DNA-templated transcription.